UAAAGUUUUGUAACCACAGGACAGAGGAAGGGGAGGGUUCACCUCGAUGGAAAUGCAAACUUCAUCUAGAUUUCACAGAAACUGAGAGAAACGAUGAGAGGAGCAUCAUGGCUGAUCUUGCUGACAUCAGAACUUCUCUGGGCAUCAAGCCGAGUCCUCCCAGUUCCUCUGACUGUGAUUCCCAGCAGAUCUCAGUUCUUUGAAUAUGAAUCAGUGACUCUGAUCUGUGAGGAUGAAAACGGAUCUGAUGGAUGGACUGUGAGGAGAAACACAAGCAGAGACACCAGAGCUGAGUGUGAGGACUGGGGUCAACCAGCGAACUCUUCAUGUACUUUAACUGGUCUCGUCCCAUUAGACACUGGUCUGUACUGGUGUGAGUCCAUGUCUGGAUCCUCCAGCAGCAGCAGCAGCAUCCAGCUCUCUGUCUCUGGUGGAUCAGUGAUCCUGCAGAGUCCUGUCCUCCCUGUGAUGGAGGGAGAUGACGUCACUCUGAGCUGCAGAGCAAAGAAUCCAACCCACAACCUCCCAGCUGCUUUCUAUAAAGAUGGCUCCUUCAUUGGUGAUGGACCAUCAGGUCACAUGACCCUCCUCCAUGUUUCCAGCUCUGAUGAAGGCCUCUAUAAAUGUAAUGUCAAAGGUCAUGGAGAGUCUCCAUCCAGCAGGAUCUCUGUCAAAGAGAGAAUCUCCUCCACUCCUCCUCCACCUUCCUCCUCUCCUCUUCCUCUCUCCACGGUCCUCUCUCUCUCCUCUCUCGGUUUUCUGCUUUUCUUCCUGUUCCUGGUUCUGCUGACUCGGCGCCUCUGCAGGAAGCCAGCAGGCAGAAACUCAGCAGCUGUUUAUUCACCGACAGCAGAAGCUCCAGACAGAACCGGGUCAGUCACUGCUGCAGACUCAGCAGCUGAUUAUUCAUCGACACCAGAAGCUCCAGACACAACAGAACCCGGUCCAGAACCGGUUUACUCAUCGGUGAGGAGAGAGAGAGACGUGACGUACGGGCCGGUCAGCAUCAGGACCAGGAGAGAACCAGCGGCGGUACCAGAACAACACGUGGUUUACUCCCUGCUGAAGUGGAGAGUGACCCAACCGGACCCGGCCGACCCGUCCAGCUGCUGACCUGACCUCUGACCUCUGACCUCUGGACAGCUGCGGUCCGAACCCAGAGCCCGACCAGAACCAGCCGGUUCUGUUGAUCUGGGUUCUGUCCUGCUGACUCAUCAUUUAAAUUCAUUAUAACCUGAAAAAAUGUUAAUAUUUAUACAGAGAAAAUAUUUAUGUUACCAAACCAGAGAUUUUAGUAAAAUUCAGUUUUUAUUUUUUUUCAUGACUUUGUUUAUUCUUCAGGUUGUUGCAGGAAUUUAACGUUGAUUAUAAAAGUUUAAAGCUGAUUAUAAAAGUUUAGAGCUGAUUAUAAAAGUUUAGAGCUGAUUAUAAAAGUUUAGAGCUGAUUAUAAAUGUUUAAAGCUGAUCUAGGAAGAUCUUUGUGUCACAUCUACUUUAUGAAGUUCUAGUUGAAUCAGAAAAAUCGGCUUUGAUUAUUUAUUGAUGCAGAGAAAAUCAGCAAACUGAAGAGAGACGAAGAGGAGCCAGACGAACCCCUGGAAAGACACAAAACAUCUGGAUUCCUGCCCCUCCACUGGGCAGCAGGGCAACAGGGAGGGGCAAUAAAUCCUGUUGGGGUAAAAAAGAGAGGGAAAGAAAUGAAUAAAAGAUUUUUAUUGAUG
Messenger RNA from Xiphophorus couchianus (Monterrey platyfish), 1721 nucleotides. RefSeq names its product high affinity immunoglobulin gamma Fc receptor I-like. The transcript has 9 exons. The record is from RefSeq and is a predicted model, not a curated record. The coding region runs from base 94 to 1113 and encodes 339 amino acids. NCBI's taxonomy places the organism in Eukaryota, Metazoa, Chordata, Actinopteri, Cyprinodontiformes, Poeciliidae. Gene Ontology annotation, cellular component: external side of plasma membrane. Gene Ontology annotation, biological process: cell surface receptor signaling pathway; immune response. Gene Ontology annotation, molecular function: transmembrane signaling receptor activity.